This is a messenger RNA of Durusdinium trenchii, 1650 nucleotides long. The record is from the annotation of a GenBank genome assembly. Lineage: Eukaryota; Dinophyceae; Suessiales; Symbiodiniaceae.
AUGCUUUCUAUGGAAGUGCUCGAGAGAAACGAUCUCUCAUACUAUCGAGCUGUCAAAGAUGGGUGCGUGUAUGAGAUUGUGGCCAGCUCCGUUGUGGAUGCAUUUGCUGACUUUUGUUCAUUGGCCCAAUCGGCCGCAAACGCAUCAACCCAAGUAGCAAGACCAGAAACAGAAUUGCAGAUUUGUUGCAAAAUGUUGGCUUUCUUCAAGAACAAGGUUGGUGAUGAUCCAGUGCCGUAUCAAGACAUUGCACCUGCCAUCCUGCGGAGCAAACCUCAGCGUCCAGAAUGCAUUCCUCACCUAUACAGCUUCAUGAUCAGAUGCGGUGGUGGGAAGAGCGCCCACCUCUUUACCACCACAGAAUCAUUCGUGAAAGCUCAUGGACACAGCGGGAGGGCCUUAGGCGUUCAAGCUUGGGACAACCUGGCUUUGGAUGUUCGCCAGAAGGGCAUGGAGCAAUGCGUGCUUUGGAGGCACGCCUUGCUGAAGGCAAUGUAUUGCCACCAAGAAGGGUUGAUCACCCACAGUGAUGUGAGAAAAAGCCUGAGUCACAAGGAGACCUUUGCCAAGGCCACCCAAUUUGAGAUCUUGCUCAAAGAGCUGAAGCGUUUUGGUGACAGCUUGUCUGACCUGUCACCGCACCAACGGUUGAUUGGUUUGGGCAUCUUUGAGGUGGAGUCAGUGAUUGUCGUCUUGAACAAAAAGCCUAAGGACGUAGUGCAGCCAUUUCAGACUUGCAAGGACAUGACAGAAGCAGCGUUCAACUGUGUGCAGUUCUGGCGUCAGUUCUCAGAAGAUCACGCGCCGUCUCCGUGGGACUCAGCAGCUAUGACAACUGCAACUGCUGCGUCGUCCACAACAUCGAAGGAAAAGAUCCGGGACUACACUGCGGAUGGUCAGCUCACUUCCAAUGCCAUCGUUCUUGAUGCAGGGUUUGAGAAAGGCAUGAUGAUCGUGAGAAAAUCAGACAGCAUGCAAGCCCAGAUCAAAGACAUUGGUCAAAAGGUGGUAGUGGUGACUGACAUGAGCGAUGGACGGGAUUACAAUCUUGAUGUGGACAAACUCAUCGGAGGUGAAUGGAAAGAACAGGCCAAGGAAAAGGUCAAAGAACCAGUGAAGGAUCCCGAUGCAUGGAAAGAUCUCAUGAACACAGCUGUCAUCAAGGCAAGUGUCAUUCAAAGGUUGCACGAUGCGCUGAAACAGCGCCCAGACCAAAACAAAGACUUGGACAUGUUUCAAAAACCGAAGGGUGUCACUGCCACAGCAGACAUCGCCAAGAACAAGUGCGUGUUGAUUCCUUUGACGAGCAAGGUUGAUGUUGUGAAACAGGCAGAGGCCAAGGAACCUUCAGCAGUGGCUAUCAAGCUGGAUGUUGAGAAGCAUGAUGGGCAAGACUUCAAUGUUUGCUUGCAGCCUCCCGGAGUUUGCGUCCCAUUUUGGAUGAUGAAGGUCACGAGUGAGCAAGAAGAUUCGAACAUGGUUUUGGUCAAGUCAGGUAAGAUUCUGGUCGCCAGAAACCCAGACAAAAUAGAUGCUGGGGAUGACUUGGUGUUGUUCCGUCCUGAGACUGCGAAGAAAGCGCCAGAACCAUUGCAGCUGUCAUCGGGGAAACCUGCAAAGAGGCAAAGGACCAAAGCCCCCACCGCGUGA